Fonsecaea multimorphosa CBS 102226 is the source of this 4047-nucleotide messenger RNA. RefSeq lists its product as uncharacterized. Gene Ontology annotation, molecular function: phosphatidylinositol-4,5-bisphosphate 5-phosphatase activity; phosphatidylinositol-3,5-bisphosphate 5-phosphatase activity. Bases 1 to 4047 code for a protein of 1348 amino acids. The transcript has 3 exons. Lineage: Eukaryota; Fungi; Ascomycota; Eurotiomycetes; Chaetothyriales; Herpotrichiellaceae. Gene Ontology annotation, biological process: phosphatidylinositol dephosphorylation. Gene Ontology annotation, cellular component: membrane; cytoplasm. The record is from RefSeq and is a predicted model, not a curated record.
AUGUCAACCAAGGUGUUGAUCCAUGAUUACCCCCAUCGGACAGUGGCCCUUGCCACAGAUGAGCAUGUCCUGGUGUUUCGCCACUCUCACGCUGCACCAGAAAGUGGCAGAGCCUCAAUCUCGAGCUCGACCAGCCUACCGCUGGGCAAUGCGAGUCGAUCCAACCAGACGCCUCGAUGUAUGGUCGAGUUCGGGGACAAGUCUUCUAUCAACCUCCAGCAUUUUCAUCCUGUCACUACCGCGAGGGGCACCUUGGGUCUCAUCACCCUCAACAACGAUGUCUUCCUUUGCGUUAUCACAGGGUCAGAAGAGGUGGCUACUGUGAGGCCAGGCGAGACCGUCCAAAAAAUCUUCGCCGUGGAGUUCUACUGUCUCAAUCGUGCAGAUUACGACCAUGCCCAUGGCCCUUAUCCUAAUCCAUAUCCCGGACAAAUCUUCCAGUCGGACGACGUGGACUACACCCAGGGCGACGAUGUCUCUGAACAUCCAUUUCACGCGCUGAAGAAACUCCUAAGCAACGGCAACUUCUACUACAGUGCUGAUUUCGAUCUUACACGACGGCUGCAGGAUCGGGCCGAGGCAGAAAGCACCGUUGACAUUUCCAGUCUCGACGAAGGUCUCCUCUGGAACUCGUACAUGAUUGAUCCGCUGAUCAAAUUUAGGAGCAGACUUACUGACCUCGAACGAAAUGCCCUUGACCGCUCUCGACUACUCACUUCUGUAAUUCGAGGCUUUGUCAAAAGUUUGCCGAUACCGCCUUCUUCCUCUCCAAUCCGGGGAACCGUCCCGGGACCACCUACGACCCUGACCAUCAUCUCUAGAUUAUCCUCAAGACGGGCCGGGACGCGUUUCAAUUCUCGAGGCAUUGACGAUGACGGUAACGUUGCCAACUUCGUUGAGACCGAGACUGUCUUCUGGUCUCCCACCGGGCUUUGCUUCUCAUACACUCAAGUGCGAGGCAGCAUACCGAUAUUCUGGGAAAGCUCGAGCAGUCUGAUACCUGGUCAACAAAAGAUCCAAAUCACCCGCUCGCCGGAGGCUACGCAGCCAGCAUUUGAUAAGCAUUUCGCAACUCUGGAAAGAACAUAUGGUGCAGUUCACAUCGUGAAUCUGCUAAGCGCUUCCAAGCCAGGCGAGGUCGAGCUGACAGAGAGGUACCGCUAUCAUGUGAGUAGAAGCCCUCUACGACGGCAUGAGGAAGGUGAAGAGGAGGAACACCAUCUGCUCCACGAAACAGAAUUUGAUUUCCACGAACGGACUCGUGGUCCCACCGGGUAUGAAGCAGCAAAAGCGAUCCGACCAUAUUUGGAUACAAGCGCAGAGUCGUUUGUUUACUUUCUCUCAGAGGAGAUAGAGGAAGUCGCCGUCGAGCAUGGCAGAAGGAAACUUGUCCGAAGGCCUAUUGUUAUCAUGCAACAGAACGGCAUCUUUCGUGUCAAUUGUCUAGACUGCUUAGAUCGGACAAACCUCAUACAGGGCAUAGUCAGCCAAAUGGCGUUGGAAUUGUUCCUAUCGCACCGGGACGAGCGAGGCAAUUCUGAUUUUUGGAUGCGCCAUUCUGCCUUAUGGGCCGACAAUGGAGACGCACUUUCGAGAAUAUAUGCUGGGACUGGAGCGUUGAAGAGUUCAUUCACAAGACAUGGCAAAAUGAGUCUCGCGGGUGCCCUUGCAGAUGCCCGGAAGAGUGCUACCCGCCUAUAUGUCAACCACUUUGAGGACAAAAACAGGCAGAAUACCGUUGACCUGUUGCUGGGCAGAUUGGUCGGACAGACAAGCGUUGACUUGUUCGACCCUAUCAACGACUGGGUCGUUGCGGAGGUUGCCAGACGAAGACCUGAGUUUGAGUCAAGAGAUCAGCUCAGGCUUGGGAUGGGAACAUACAACUUGAAUGGCAAAACAACAGGGAUCCAUGAAGACUUGACUCCCUGGCUGGACGUCCGCGGCAAAAAUCUGGACAUCGUGGUGGUUGGCUUUCAAGAAAUCGUUGAGCUGAGUCCGCAGCAAAUCAUGAGCACAGACCCCAAUCGUCGAAUGUUGUGGGAAAGAGCAGUCAGAAACUGUCUCAACGGACAUGGUCCCGACGAAAAAUUCGAGGGCGUCCCCACAAAGGGCGAUGAAUAUGUUCUUUUGAGGAGCGGGCAAUUGGUGGGAGCUGCAUUGAUGGUCUUUGUCCGUUCAAGCAUUCUGGGCCGAAUCAAGAAUGUGGAGGGUGCCAUCAAGAAAACGGGUAUGAGUGGCAUUGCCGGAAACAAAGGGGCCGUCGCCAUUCGAAUGGACAUUGAAAGCACGUCUGUAUGUUUCGUCACCGCGCACUUGGCUGCAGGGUUCGCCAAUUACGAGGAACGAAAUCGAGAUUACAACACAAUUACCUCUGGUCUGAGGUUUCAACGCAACCGGAGCAUCGAGGACCACGAGAUCAUCGUUUGGGCGGGCGACUUCAACUAUCGAAUUGGUCUGGGCUAUGAGCGAGUGAAAGCCCUGGUCAACGAGGCGAUGAUCGGGUCUGAAAAAAUCAGGGAAGAGGCAUUGGGGAAGCUCUACGAAAACGACCAACUAAACAUUCAAAUGGUGGUGGGAAACUGCUUCAACUAUUAUCGGGAAGGACGGGUAAAAUUCCUGCCGACAUACAAAUACGACAUUGGGAAAGACGAGUUCGACUCGAGUGACAAACAACGUAUACCGGCUUGGACCGACCGGAUCCUUUGGAAGGUCAACCACAACCGUAAUGUAGUCCAGGCCGGAGAAGUUCUCGGCUCGCACAUGAAGCAAUUGGAAUAUGACAGCGUCAUGGGCCUGAGGUUCAGCGAUCACCGACCGGUAUAUGCCAUAUUCGACGUGGGGAUCCGGGUGGUCGACGAAGAGAAGAAGGACGCCUUGACUAAGAAGCUCUACUCGAAGAGGGCCAAAGAAAUGAAAAGUAAAGCAGGAGAUUCCACCGAGGGCCUGGAUGACAUGGAGACGGAUGACGAAACCGACAGCGUCAUGGAGAGCCUUAUGGGAUAUGAGAGCAUUCAGGAAGGCCUACCUCCGGCGAGCAGCGACAAGCGGAAGUGGUGGCUAGAUGGGAACAAAGCUGCAAGAAGCACGAUUCGCCCACCGAGGGAAGGCAUGAUGUUGAGCGGGAACCGCGAAGGCAAUCCGUGGAGGGAGGGUGGGGAGGACGACUGGGUCGAGGUCGAGAGGCCGCCCAUCAUGGACAACAACAAGCAAGGCAACAGAUCCACAAGCAGGAAACCAGAGCCGCCGCCACCGAGGACGGUGAAGAGAAUGGUACCUCCACCCUGGGAGGGAGAACGAGUAGCAACAACGCCGUCCACACCGGCGGCGGAGCUGAGAGCCCUUCGACGUCCAACACCCCCUACACCACGAGGAGGCUCGGUUCCGCGGAACAGGGCUUCCAGCGCCACAGCCUCGCCUAUACGGUCAACCAUGUCGUCGACAGGCGAUCAUCUGGCCGACAACAUCCCUGCGCGGUCCUCGUCAGCGGCGGGAUUCCCCAAGAAACGACCUCCUCCCAAACCCACUAAGCCGUCGGCUCUCACAACCUCGUCCAGCCAGGUCGCUGUCCCGCAGCUGAGCCCUCUCCCCGCCCCUGUCCUGCCGCGCUUGGCGAGCAGCGUGUCUCGUUCGGAGGUCACCCCGGGACCCGAACUUGAAGAGCGCCCUCCACCACUACCCAGGCGCACGGAGACUGCAAGUUCGACCGCCUCAUUCGUGAGCGCGUCUGACUCUGUCGCGUCAGGGCCCGGUGCGAGGAGUCUGCAGAGGGGCAUCAAUCCUCCUCCGCCGCCACCUAUGAGGAUAUCAAAUCUCCAUCAUCAGCAGACCCAGCAGCGCAAUGACGAGCCGGACGAGCCUCCUGCUCCGCCCCUGCCCCCGAGGAGGGAUGCUGCCGGCACCAGCAGCAAUGGCCCGUCUUUGCCCACGAGGAACAGGCCAGACGGCGGUGCCAAGGCAAAUGUGAAUGCGAACGAUGGCCUCAUGGACGAGGACGACAGGCCGGGGCCGGGUGGGUUGGAUAGGUUUAAGCCGCUCAUGCCCAGCUGA